Molecule: messenger RNA, 1059 nt
Organism: Chrysochloris asiatica (Cape golden mole)
Lineage: Eukaryota; Metazoa; Chordata; Mammalia; Afrosoricida; Chrysochloridae
Gene: ACTB
Product: actin, beta
Exons: 5
Coding region: 1-1059 (352 amino acids)
Source: RefSeq, a predicted model, not a curated record
AUGGAUGAUGAUAUCGCUGCGCUCGUGGUCGACAACGGCUCCGGCAUGUGCAAGGCCGGCUUCGCGGGUGACGACGCUCCCCGGGCUGUCUUCCCUUCCAUCGUGGGGCGCCCCCGGCAUCAGGGCGUGAUGGUGGGCAUGGGCCAGAAGGACUCCUACGUGGGGGAUGAGGCCCAAAGCAAGAGAGGCAUCCUGACGCUCAAGUACCCCAUUGAGCACGGCAUCGUUACCAACUGGGACGACAUGGAGAAGAUCUGGCACCACACCUUUUACAACGAGCUGCGUGUUGCUCCAAUUAUGUUCGAGACCUUCAACACUCCUGCCAUGUACGUCGCUAUCCAGGCUGUGCUGUCCCUGUAUGCCUCUGGCCGCACCACUGGCAUUGUGAUGGAUUCCGGCGAUGGGGUCACCCACACUGUGCCCAUCUAUGAGGGGUAUGCCCUCCCCCACGCCAUCCUGCGUCUGGACCUGGCUGGCCGGGACCUGACAGACUACCUCAUGAAGAUUCUCACGGAGAGGGGUUACAGCUUCACCACCACAGCUGAGCGGGAAAUCGUGCGUGACAUUAAGCAGAAGCUCUGCUACGUCGCCCUGGACUUCGAGCAGGAGAUGGCCACAGCAGCCUCCAGCUCUUCCCUGGAGAAGAGCUAUGAGCUGCCUGAUGGGCAGGUCAUCACCAUCGGCAAUGAGCGAUUCCGGUGCCCAGAGGCCCUCUUCCAGCCCUCUUUCCUGGGAAUGGAAUCCUGUGGCAUCCAUGAAACCACCUUUAAUUCCAUCAUGAAGUGUGAUGUGGAUAUCCGUAAGGACCUCUACGCCAAUACAGUGCUGUCUGGUGGUACCACCAUGUACCCAGGCAUUGCUGACAGGAUGCAGAAGGAAAUCACAGCUCUGGCGCCCAGCACCAUGAAGAUCAAGAUUAUCGCUCCCCCUGAGCGCAAAUACUCUGUGUGGAUUGGUGGCUCCAUCCUGGCCUCGCUGUCCACUUUUCAGCAGAUGUGGAUCAGCAAGCAAGAGUACGACGAGUCCGGCCCCUCCAUCGUCCACCGCAAAUGCUUCUAG